Messenger RNA from Neurospora hispaniola, 1336 nucleotides. RefSeq names its product beta-lactamase-like protein. Bases 263 to 1336 code for a protein of 357 amino acids. The record is from RefSeq and is a predicted model, not a curated record. Lineage: Eukaryota; Fungi; Ascomycota; Sordariomycetes; Sordariales; Sordariaceae. The transcript is spliced from 2 exons.
CCUGAACUUUCGCAACAACCUCAGCAGAGCACUUCGCGGUAUAGUCUGGAGCACCGUCUGGGUAACACUCUAGCAGCCAAAUAUUAUAUCAAUAUCAACAAUAGCGACCGAAAUCGGAAAACCCAACGCCAGCAGGCAAGCACCAAACUCCCUUGCCAAGACUUUUUACCCCUUAUCACUCCCUCGAUCAUUGUUUACAUUCCCCAUUAUCUCACCUCACCACUACACUAUAUCCUCGACAACACCAGUCAGAUACUUGACCAUGGCACCACCACCACAACAACCAGCACCUGGGUCCCAAUCCCAACCAAAACCAGCCAAAACCCUGACCUUCGCCACCCCCCUCCCCCAAUCCGCCCGCUCCGACAUCCUCGAAUGGUCCCUCCCCAAGCCCUUCUCACACUACAUCCUAACCGGCAAAUCGCGCGCGGCCUGGCACACCUCCUUUGUGAUCCCGCAACUCAACCUCCUGCUGGACGCCGGCUUGGUCAUCAACAAAUCUCGGCCCAAACACCUCUUCAUCACGCACGGACACAAUGACCACGCGCUUUCCUCUCCCGUGUUCAUCAAGCGCGAGGAUCCGCCUGAUUUUCAUUGCCCGGUGGGGAUGAAACAGGUGCUGGAAGACUACCUGCGGGCGAAUACGAUGCUAAACUUGGGGGGUUUGAUAGCGCCGAGGCCCGGGAAGGAAGUGCCGCUUGAGAUACGGGAUCCGGAAACGGGGGAGGUGGUGCGUAGUGAAAUCAGGCCGACGCACGUGACGUACGGUCUGGAGGCGGGGGAUGUGGUACCGUUGAGACGGACGAAGAAUAUCAGCGCUGUGGCUUUUGCCUGCGAUCAUACCGUCCCUUGUCUUGGAUAUUUGUUCCAGCAGACGACGCAUAAGCUGAAGCCCGAGUUCGCAAAACUGCCGCCCAAGGAGCUCAAAGCGAUCAGGGCCAGUGGACAAGAACUGACAGCUCCGGUGACGAGUCCCAUCUUUGCGUUUUUGGGGGAUACCACCACCAAGACGCUGGAAGAGGAGCCGAUGAGGGGGUGGUUAAACGAUAAACUGCCGGUGGUGAUUACUGAGUGCAGUUUUCUGUUUGAGGAGCAUAGAGCCCAGGCGGAAAAGACCAAGCAUACGAUUUGGGCGGACCUGGAGAAGGUCGUGAGGAAGUACCCCGAGACGACGUUUGUGGUGAUGCAUUUUAGUCUAAGGUAUAGUGUGGGACAGGUCAGGAGGUUUUUCAAGGAGAGGGCUGAGGGGUUGGACAAUGUGGUAGUUUGGGUUGAUGGGGAGGGGGAGGAUGGGGAUGAUGUAGGCGGGGAGGGGGAGAUGGGUGAUGAGGAUUGA